UAUUCUUUGAUUUUUCCUUGUGUAGCGCAGAGACUGGCUUCAGGAGAGUUGGACCUACAGGAUAUAAAUCACGCUUGCUCAAGUUUAAUGAUGAGGGGAGAAACAACGUCCGCAUGACUGAGGUGGCAUAUGUUAAGGAAAGUGUUACUCCAGACAAUGUCUACAUCAUUGAUAAUGGCCUGACGCUUUACCUGGUGAAUGGCCGUCAGUCUGAUAAGGAUGAAAGAUUCAAAGCCUCACAGUAUAUAAAUCAGCUGAAGAGUGAGAGAGGAGCAGCAAAAAGUGAGGUUAUUGAUGAAAAGUCCCCACAGGUGUCUAAACUUCCUUCUGGAGACGUUGACUCAGAGGACCCAACUGAUGAUGAUUUUGAGCCUACCAUCAAGAAACUAAGUGAUGCUAGUGGACAGCUGGAAAUGACUGACGUGAACGGGUUCUCCAAGGGUGUGCUGAACAGCAACGAUGUAUUUGUGGUUGACACUGGCAAACAGUGCUUUAUUUGGGUAGGAAGGGGUGCUAGUAUUGAUGAAAGGCGCAAAUCUAUGGAAUACGCUCAUAACUACUUGAGGACCACUAAGCAUUCAUUGGUCCCAGUGACAUGUGUGAAGGAGGGCCAGUCCUCAGCGGAGUUUGAUGCUGUGUUUUGAACUGUCAGCAAGCACAUUUUCAAGAGCUGAAUGACGGCCUGA
Molecule: messenger RNA, 686 nt
Organism: Orbicella faveolata
Lineage: Eukaryota; Metazoa; Cnidaria; Anthozoa; Scleractinia; Merulinidae
Product: gelsolin-like protein 1
Biological process (GO): actin polymerization or depolymerization
Cellular component (GO): actin cytoskeleton; cytoplasm
Molecular function (GO): actin filament binding
Source: RefSeq, a predicted model, not a curated record